Messenger RNA from Rhopalosiphum maidis (corn leaf aphid), 2697 nucleotides. RefSeq names its product inter-alpha-trypsin inhibitor heavy chain H3-like. The transcript is spliced from 18 exons. The coding region runs from base 60 to 2573 and encodes 837 amino acids. Lineage: Eukaryota; Metazoa; Arthropoda; Insecta; Hemiptera; Aphididae. The record is from RefSeq and is a predicted model, not a curated record.
UAUAAUUUGACCUGGCUACUAGGCCGGUGAACUCGAAUUCAAACGCCCGACACAACGAUAUGGUGUCUUUUUCGAUGUCUUCGGCGUUGCAUGCGUGCACCUUCGUAGCCGCUUUGCUGUUGUUAUUGGUCUUAGCCGCAGAACAGACUGGUGCCAAUGAAGUAGGCCUGGCUAAAUAUGAAGACAUUUACAGUUUUGUCGUUCAUUCAAAAAUCAAGUACAGAUAUGCUCAGACUGUUGUAUCAAGUCGCGUGGCCAACAAGGGAAAUACUUCCCACGAAGUACAGUUUUACGUAACUCUUCCAGAAACUGCAUUCGUUUCUAAGUUUUUAAUGGAAAUUAACGAAAAAGUGUACGAAGCUUAUGUAAAAGAAAAGAAAGAGGCCAAGGAAGAAUAUAUUGCUGCUGUUAACUCGGGCCAGACAGCUGCUCACGUUGAACAAAAUACAAGAGAUUCAAAUAAAUUUACGGUUUCUGUGAAUGUGGAAGCAGAAAGCAAAGUGACUUUUAAUCUCACUUACGAGCAAUUGUUAAACAGGAAAUUGGGAAUUUAUGAAAAUGUAAUAAACUUGCAACCUGGACAAAUUGUUAAAAUCUUGCAAGUCAUUGUAGAUAUCGAAGAAUCUUCAAACAUUACAACAUUGAAAGUACCAGACAUAAAAACAACAAAUGAAAUUGAAACUACGGUUAGUAAAAACAAAUUGGCGAAAAUUUCCCGUGAGUCAGGCAACAAAGUGACGAUAACGUGGAAUCCAACUGCUAAAGAACAGUUAACAUUUACGGAAAAUGGUGUUAAAGGCCAAUUUAUAGUUCAAUAUGACGUAGAUCAUAAUUCCACGCCAAAUCAAGUUCUUAUCGACGAUGGAUAUUUUGUUCAUUUCUUUGCGCCGACGGAUUUGAAACCACUUAGAACCCACGUCAUAUUUGUACUUGACGUUAGUGGUUCUAUGCGUGGACAGAAGUUACUACAAGUGCAAGAAGCUAUGGGCCAAAUUCUGUCAGAAAUCCAUUCUGAAGAUUUUUUUACGUUAAUACCUUUCUCUGAUUUUGCACAGGUUUGGACGAUAAACGCUACACAAGAAACGUCGAAUCGUUGGGACGAAACCAGUAGCACCUGGAAGACGAACAAUAAUUUUAGUUUGGAGACAUUGGGAGAAAAUCGUUUCGUUUUUCCGGCAACCGAGCAGAAUAUACAAUACGCCAAGAAAUUCAUUCAAGACUUAACAUCGGAGAGCAGUACAAACAUGGAAGACGCCCUUCGUAAAGCGCACUCUAUUGCCAAAUUGGGAGAAACGCGUUUCAAAGAUGGUGCUAAUACACCGAAACCAAUUAUUGUGUUCUUGACCGACGGAAAUCCGAAUAUGGGGAUCAGCGAUCCUGAGAAUUUGAUUCAAUAUGUUUCUUACAUCAACAAAGAAAAGUACCCAAUAUUCAGUUUGGGUUUUGGCGAAGGGGCGGAUAUUGAUUUCCUUAAAAAACUCUCAUUGAACAACACUGGUUUUGCGAGGGUCAUCUACGAAGCUUCAGACGCGUCGUUACAAUUGCGUAAUUUCUAUAAAGAAAUAUCAUCUCCCGUUUUGUCGAACGUCACCUUCCAAUACAUUGACGCUCAAGUCGAUAACAUUACCGUGACGAAAAAGUCGUUUAAUUUGUUAUUCAAAGGUACAGAAUUAGUAGUGGCCGGGAAGUUGAAGGAUGGCGCAUCGCCCGAUUUUAACGGCACUUUAAACGCUGAUUCGACAGAAGGGAAUUUUCAACGUCCUGUCGUUGUCACGUGUUUCGAUAUCCCCAUAAUUCCUCCCACCGAUGUUCCAAAAACAAGAAGAAUAGGUCAUUUAGAGAAGUUAUGGGCGUAUUUGAACAUACAACAAUUGAUGGACAAAUAUGAAUUAAACAAAAACGAAAAUUCUACGGCGAAAGCUAAAGCACUCGAAUUAGCAUUGGAAUACUCAUUUGUCACUCCACUUACGUCCUUAGUUGUGGUCAAACCUAAUGAUACAACAACAUCAGCGGCUCCAGAGAAAAUCAAACCACUUAAUGAAGGGAAUAAUUUCCCUCCUAUGAUGAUCGGUAGACAAUUUGAUCCAUCAGGGGCACCAGGCUUAAGUCAACCAAUUUACGAUCGUUCCAUGUUACAAGCUUCAUUCUUUAUGACACAAGGACCACUAGUUGUUUUUUCCGACGAAGAAGAUUAUGCAUCUGCAUCCCAAGAUUCUUUCCCAACUAUUGGAUCAACUCAAAUUGAGAAUUCAGUUAUUGCCACACCGACCACGAUUAUAGAUUUUUCCCAAGUUCUAACAGAUAUAUCAAAUUCUACAACGUUGCAUGACGUUAAAGAAUUAACAUGGUUAAAUGAUUCUAUUACAUUGAACGUAACUAAUACAGUUUACCAAAUAUCAAUGAACACUAGUGGUCAAUCGUAUCAAAAUUGUACAACACCCGACCAAAGUCAUGGUAGUUGUAAACAUUUAAAAGACUGCGUUGUGGCUUCAAUCCUGAACUCAUUCGAUACAUACCUUUCAUUGUUUUGUCCAAUAGAAACAUUGUAUGCAGGAAUUUGCUGUUUAGUGUAAAAUUUAAAUGUGUGAAUGUUCGUACAUUUCUAGUUAGUAAAUAAUUAUUAAUGUUUUUAAAAUGUCAAAGUUAUUUAUUAUUAUUGAUUAUUGACUUAUAUUAAUGUACCUUUGUAUUAUCAAU